Messenger RNA from Entrophospora candida, 531 nucleotides. NCBI's taxonomy places the organism in Eukaryota, Fungi, Glomeromycota, Glomeromycetes, Entrophosporales, Entrophosporaceae. The record is from the annotation of a GenBank genome assembly.
GAGAAAUGGAGUAUACCAAUUCCUGAUGCAACAGGUGAAUCAAUUAGAAAAAAACAGAAAAAAAAUUUUGAAAAUACUCUUUGUAAUGAAAUAAAUCAUUUUGUCAAUGUAAAUAAUGACACUUAUAAUGUAUCCAACUUCCAGAAUUCUGAUUUUUCCCACUGUGAUGUUUUGAAUUUAAAAGAAGGACAAUGUGUAGAAGACAAAUUCCCACUUAAAUUAGGAUGGGCAGUUAAGGGAAAACAAAAAUUUGGAAAAAAAGGUUGUGGAAAAAGAAUGCCAAAAAUAAUUGUAGAUUUUCUCAAAACUUACUUUCAUUCUGGUAAUUAUGAUAAAAGCCAAAGAUACACACCAGAAUCAAUGCAUCAGGAACUUAUUGAAGAAGCAAAUAAUAAUAAUUUUACACUUGAACAAAUUCCAAAAGUAGAAACCAUUCGAAAUUGGAUAUCCAGAUAUUCAUCUGCAAUGAAAAAAGAUGUCUCUGAUAAAAUUUUGGAAAAAAAUAACAUUAAUAAUAGUAGUAGUAGAUAA